Nicotiana attenuata is the source of this 2397-nucleotide messenger RNA. RefSeq names its product RING-H2 finger protein ATL13-like. The coding region runs from base 699 to 2207 and encodes 502 amino acids. The transcript has a single exon. The record is from RefSeq and is a predicted model, not a curated record. NCBI's taxonomy places the organism in Eukaryota, Viridiplantae, Streptophyta, Magnoliopsida, Solanales, Solanaceae.
GCUCUCUGAUCAAAGAAUUUAAUUUCUGAUUUUUUUUUAAAAAUAUUUUAUUUUAGUCUCAUCUCAUUUACACCUCUCAACCAGCCAUUCUUCAAUUUCCCUUUCAGUAAAUUUGACCUUGCAGGUUCCUUUUUCUAGUAAAAAACCAUUAAAAGAUCUCUCUUUUAGAGUCUUUAUCACAACCCCAUUUACUUAUAUCUCUUCUCUCAUCCAAUUCUUUCAUAUUUUCAUCCAUUUCCUUAAAAAACCUCUGAAAGACUGAACCUUUUUUUACUCUUGUGUUCAUUUCCUAUUAUCACAAGCCAAAAAGUUUGAAUCUUGGUGAGUUUUUCUUAUAGUUUUCAAGAAAAUAUGAAUUGGGGUCUUGUUAAAAUUCAUGAAAAGUAGUGUUCUUUCAUAUUUUCAUCUAUUUUUUUUUUUUUUUGCUGAAAACCUAUCAAAGAUUGAAACUUUUGUGCAUUCCGUCACAAAGCAAAAAGUUUGAAUCUUGGUGAGUUUUUCUCAUAGUUUUCAAGAAAAUGUGAGUUGGGGUGUUGUUAAAAUUCAAGAAAGUAGUGUUCUUUCACAAUUUUCAUCUAUCUUCUUACUGAAAGAUUGAAACUUUUUAAGUCUGUUUCCAUUUUCUUGAUCAUUUUCCUAUUGUCAAAAACCAAAAAGUUUGAAUCUUGGUGAGUUUAUCUUAUAGUUUUCAAGAAAAUAUGAGUUGGGUUUUUGUUAAAAUUCAAGAAAGUAGUGUUAUUUCUCCAUCAAAUCAACCACUUUUCCUCCUUCAACCACCACCACCACCACCCUUAACACCAUUUCCUACACAUGAUUCUAGUGGUAGUAAUGGUGGUCUUUUCAAUUUGAAUAACAAAGUAAGUCCAAGUAUACUUCUUGUUAUCAUAAUUCUUGCAAUUAUCUUCUUUAUUUCUGGUUUACUUCACUUACUUGUUAGAUUCUUAUUAAGGCCAACAACUAGAGAUCCAGAUGAUUUAGACAAUGUAACAGCACUUCAAGGUCAACUACAACAACUUUUUCACUUACAUGAUUCUGGUGUUGAUCAAUCUUUUAUUGAUACAUUACCUGUAUUCAAUUACAAAUCAAUUAUUGGUGUAAAAGAUCCUUUUGAUUGUGCUGUUUGUUUGUGUGAAUUUGAGCCAGAAGAUAAGCUUAGAUUACUCCCUAAAUGUAGCCAUGCUUUUCAUAUGGAGUGUAUUGACACUUGGCUUUUGUCUCAUUCAACUUGUCCUCUUUGUAGAGCUAGUUUAUUGCCUGAUUUCUCUUCAUCAAAUAACAACCAUAGUUGUUCUCCUAUUGUCUUUGUUCUUGAAUCUGGUAGUGAAAGUUCAAGAGAAAAUAUUGUUCAAAAUAGUCAUGAAUUUGGAUCAUUGAGAAGGAAUAAUUCAAUUUCAAGACUAAGUUUAAGUUCCCAUUUUGAGGAAAUUAAUGUCCAAGAUGUUGUUGUGGCAAAAACUUGUGAUGAAAUUCAAGGAAAAGUUGAGGAAGUUGAAAAAGUUGUACAAGUGAAGUUAGGAAAAUUCAAGAAUGUAGAGCCACAAGAAAGUGAAGAAGGAAGUAGUAAUAAUAUUGAUUCAAGAAGAUGUUUUUCAAUGGGAUCAUUUGCUUAUGUUUUAGAUGAAACUAGAGCUUUACAUGUUCCUAUUAGAAAAACACCCUCAAAAAAGAGUUCAAACAAGAAGCCAAAUUUGCCACCUUUGACACCAGGUCAUAGACAAGCAAUGUCUGAAUGUGGUUGUGAUUCAAGAAGAGAAUUCAAUGGAUUUGAGGGAUUCAAAUUUGCUGAAAAUCCCAUGCAAAACAACAUUAAUGUCAAUGAAAACAAGAUUCUUGAAAAUGGGAGUUGUAAAAGAGAGAGCUUUUCAGUUUCCAAGAUUUGGUUAAGGGCAAAAAAAGAUGAAAAUAAUAAUUCAAGAAGGGCUUUUUCUUUCCGGUUCCCGGUUAGCCGGAAUAUUCCAGCCGCGGCGGUUCCAGGCGGCUCCGCCGCGGCCAAGAAUGGUAUUGGUGGUGGUGGUGGUAGUAGGAGGACUAUUUCUGAGAUUGAUAUUGGUACAUGGGAAAAAAAUGGAGGAUGUGAUGAAGAAAAUCAAUGCUACAAUAGAUUGGAAUUUCAACCAAAAACUCCAUCUUUUGCAAGGAGAACUCUUCUUUGGCUUAUGGGAAAACAAAACAAAGUUGUACACUCUUCUUUCUCAUCAAAUCUCUAGUUUUUUUUUUUUUUGAAUUUAUUUAUUUUCAAAUUUUGUUUGAUAGAUGUAGAGGUGAAUUACUAGGGAGGAGGGAAAAAGAAUACAAUUAUGGAAAAAAGAAGAGAAGGAAAAAUAUUUGGAAGUUUGGAAUAGUAUCUCAACACAACAUUUUGCAUCUUCUAUAUCAAAUUGCUUAUUAGAUGAUCAA